This is a messenger RNA of Paramecium octaurelia, 479 nucleotides long. NCBI's taxonomy places the organism in Eukaryota, Ciliophora, Oligohymenophorea, Peniculida, Parameciidae. The record is from the annotation of a GenBank genome assembly.
AUGAUCUAGGCCAUCUUAUUGUUUCUAGAAUUAGAGACAAUUGUAAAGCAGUAAAAUAAUAUUUGUAUAGUCAAUAUUUACCCCCAUAAUACACAUUUAAAAAGGCAUUUGUUGUUAUGGCUGAUUCCAAUGCGAGAUAAGUUGCGCUGGUUGAUAUUUCAAGGGGCAGGUUAAUUAGAUCACGGUAGGGAGGUCAUCAUUUUUCCAGGAUUUAUGGUUAUCAUUAGAAGGAUUCAUAUUUUCUCUCUUAUGUGGUUUUAAAUAGGAGCAAAGAAACCAAAGAUAAUUUGGGUUCUAUAGGGAGUGAUAGUGAUAGUGAUAGCGAAAUAAGGAAAUAAUGGUUGAUUUUUGAUGUUAUUAGAGGAACUGAAAUUGAAAUAAAAGGAGAUGUGUCUUCCGAUGAUCCCUCGGAUAUAUUUACAAAAAAUAUUCUGAUGAGAUCAUAAGGAAAUAAAUUAAUUUAUAAAUUAAAACUUUGA